Hevea brasiliensis (rubber tree) is the source of this 1399-nucleotide messenger RNA. RefSeq names its product WD repeat-containing protein 55. Gene Ontology annotation, molecular function: protein binding. The transcript has 15 exons. NCBI's taxonomy places the organism in Eukaryota, Viridiplantae, Streptophyta, Magnoliopsida, Malpighiales, Euphorbiaceae. Bases 145 to 1194 code for a protein of 349 amino acids. The record is from RefSeq and is a predicted model, not a curated record.
CUGCUAUAUAAACAGAAAACACCCGCUAAAAAUUGCAGCUUACUGCGUAGCCAGUCGCCAUUGAAGAAGGGUUUUGGAGCUUUGGUAGCAGAAUACGUAACACAAAAGAAAAUACACAACAGAAGAGAAGACGAGGCAAGCGAAAUGGAGAUAGAUUUAGGGAAAAUUCCCUUUGGCAUGGAUUUCCAUCCUCAGGAUCAUAUGGUGGCUGCUGCUCUCAUCACUGGCCAUCUUCACCUAUAUCGGUAUACUGCUGAUUUCUCGUCACAAAAGAGGUUAUUGGAGGUGCAAGCGCAUGAUGACUCCUGUAGAGCCGUUCGGUUCAUAAACGGUGGACAGGCAAUUUUGACUGCUUCAAGUGAUCGCUCAAUUCUAGCAACGGAUGUAGAAACUGGAUCGCCGAUUGCUCGUGUUGAAAACGCUCAUGAGGAUGCCAUUUUUAGUUUGAUCAACCUCAAUGAGUCAACCAUUGCAACUGGGGAUGAUCAAGGAUGUAUUAAGGUGUGGGAUACCAGGCAACGGUCUUGUUGUAAUUCUUUUAAUGCCCAUGAAGACUAUGUUUCAGAUAUGACUUUUGCCUCUGAUUCCAUGAAACUCCUAGGGACGAGUGGUGAUGGGACUCUUUCAGUUUGCAACCUUCGAAGCAAUAAGGUCCAAACACGGUCUGAGUUUUCUGAAGAAGAGUUGCUGUCUGUUGUGAUUAUGAAGAAUGGUCGGAAGGUUAUUUGUGGAUCACAAAAUGGAACACUAUUAUUGUAUUCAUGGGGGUUUUUCAAGGAUUGCAGUGAUCGCUUUGUUGGUCUCUCGCCAAACUCUGUUGAUGCUUUGUUGAAGCUUGAUGAAGAUAGGGUCGUUACUGGAUCUGAGAAUGGACUCAUCAGUCUGGUAGGCAUAUUACCCAACAGAAUCAUCCAACCACUUGCGGAGCAUUCAGAGUAUCCCAUUGAGCGCCUUGCUUUUUCUCACGACAGAAAAUUUCUCGGCAGCAUAUCACAUGAUCAAAUGUUGAAGCUUUGGGAUUUGGAUGAUUUACUGCAAAAUUCUGGAGAUACUCAAAAGGAUCAAGAUGAUGUGACUGACAGUGAUAGUGAUGAGAUGGAUGUUGAUAUUAAUCCUCCAAGUUCUAAAAAAGGGAGCAAGAAGAAAAAAGGGCAAUCCAACAGCAGUGCGAGUAAUUUUUUUGCGGAGCUGUAGAUGGUUGAUUACGUAUUUGCUGUUCUAUAAUUUGUUUCUAUUGGAGGCUUGAAAGAAUUAACAUGGUUUGGCUGAGAGAAGAGCCAAGGAAGGCUACUUUGAUCGCAUGGCAAAUGCUGUAGAUGUCUUUUUUUUUUACUUUUAUAAUCGAUUAGUACAAUUUUCUCAAUUCAAUAAUAAAUAAUUAAAAGAUUCAUUAGUUUCA